AUGCCCAUGCUUCCGGUCGGCACCCACUUCCUAGCUCUGCUCCUAGCUUGCACCGUUGCCAUUCCCAGCAGCACGGACGCUGGUCAUGGCGAUGCAUCGUCUGCCGGGGCAAGCGUCGGUCGAUCGGCCGGGGGACUGGUGUCACGAUGGGUGCUGUUCGAAGGGGAACUCGGCGAAAACUUGGGCUGGCUGCUGGGCUCGUACGCCGACCUAGCUAGGGAGUUCGUCUACAAGAUAACGCCCACUGGAUUUCCCUGGGAUCCCUUAAUUGGUAUCUUCACUGGAUCGUCCGAUAUCAUCCAAGCACUGUUGGAGAUAGUCAAGUCCGAGGGCGGUAUCCUAGCGGUGUCACUGGUCCUUCUCCUCCUGGGUCUACUGCUUCCGAUCUCGGGCGUCUUUUUCUGUCUGUGCCGGUGCUGUGGCCACUGUGGGGCCGCGCGGCGCGAGGAGCGGAUCCGGGAAUUAGUGUGCAACACGGGAGUCGUCAUGGGCGCGUUCCUGCUGGUGUUCUCCCUCCUCGUCGUAGUGGCCAGUUGUUUCACCAUUCUAUCCGGCGAGCGACUGUCGCAGAGCGUCAUGCAUUUCGAGGGCAACGUCAAUGCCAUCAUGGACGACGUCGACAACUUUCAAGACGAUCUGAUAAGGGGAGUUGGCAACGUAAGCGACAUCAUUGACAACACCAUGGCAACAUUGGAAGAUGCCGAAAACGCAAUCUUCGGCCCUGUUGCGUCACAGUUUGGAAGCAUCUCAGGCCCACUGAACAGCACUGUUUCGCAGCUCAAUAACGAUUUGGCUGCUCCGCUGAUAUCACUCUCCGCGAUCAGUGGAAGUCUGGGAGGUACCAUCGCCCAACUCAAGACCGAUGGAUCGGCGUUUCAGACGGCGGUGAACGACGUGGCCUCCUCGCUCCAGACUUUCCUUACCGUUGACUGCAGCGGGAGCCUGCCAGACACGGUGGCCGGCGUCUGCGCCUUUAUUCCUGGUCACAGCCCGUUUGCUGGCUCGCUGUCCUUUUCCGUGUUGAAUGACUACGAUGUCUUGCCCGUGGUGGUGUAUACGGCCGUUCCAGGCCCAGCUUUGACCGCGAUCACCGAUCUGAUAUCAACGGGAGACACUGCGCUAAAUGAUGCGAAAUCGGCUGUGGGCAAUGCAAGCCAGGAUGUUUUUCAAGACGUUGGCGAUACAUUGGCCACAAUUGAGACGACCGUCACCACGGUAACAGAUGAAGUUGUGUCCGGACUGGAAGAGAGUCUAGGCGAGUCGCUCGAUACGCAAGCGUUUCGUGACCAGAUAGGAGGAUACGUGGACUUGGUCGAGGAUUAUGAUAUGUACAGUUACGUGGCUUUCAUGGUGUUUGCAUCUUUGGGAUUCGUCAUGUCUCUCCUCUGCCUGCUGGGACUACUUUUUGGCGCGUGCGGAUACGAUAGUUCCAGACGGCCCAGCCAGCGGAGUAACACGUCGGAGUGUGGCGGACAGUUCAUGGUCGGAUCCACUUGGUGGACGUUCGUCUUCGCCAUUUUGUUCUGCCUGCCGACGGCUGUUUGGUUUAUCAUCGGAGCCAACGUGACGCUGAUCUGCGACUCCAUGGAAGACCUCACCAUCAUGGACAAGUUGGUGGACAACCCCGUGUUGUGGAACGGAAACACGUUGUUGGACUCGCUCGUGCAGUUUGGCGAUUCGCCGCUGAAUCUCACCGCCCGCCAUUUCAUAGAAGAUUGCCAGGAAAACCAGACGUUGUAUGAGGCGUUUCAUCUCUCAUCCGCCGGUCUCUUAGACGCGGUAGACGGCGUGAAUAUUGAUGAGUUCAUGCCAUACGUGGAUACCUUCAGGUACAACAUGACGUCAACCAUCACCGGGUUCGACCUGCUGGCUGGGCCCACCGAUCUCACCCUACUCGUCUCGGCUCUUUCUGUGCCUGCCUUCCCUCUGAUUUCAAUGGUCCACUCCGUUGGUACGCUGAGAGGACUUACGGAGGCCGUGCCAGCACAAAGUGCCAUCAACGAUUUGAAUCUCUUCAUCAACAAGACAUGGGAGGCUUACGACGCUCAUGGGGCCUCUCAACCGGACUUCCAGCAACAAGUUGACUAUGCUACUGACAUCAUCACGGAGCUACAAAGCUUGGAAAAUAUGCAAAGCAACUUACUAGCUCUAAUGAUUACAUAUGCAAACCAGGUCACGUUCUUUGAAGCGACCUUUUACGAAGUUAAGAAUCUGACAAUCGAUGCUUUACCCAGUAUCGCCAGCGACUCUCAAGAUUUGCUGGAUCUGUCUUUGGACGCUGGCGACAUUGUCGAGACGUCACUGAAUUCUACUAUAGACGGACUUAUCGCAAACGCAGAGGAGCUUGUUACAGGGCCAAUUAAUAAGAUUGAGAACGAGGUUGGUCGCUGUGGAGUUGUUGCUGGCGCAUACGAAGCCAUCGUUGCUGAAGUCUGCGUGCAUUUUCUGACAGGAUUUAACGCCCUCUGGCUAUCCACCGGCAUCAUUUCCCUCUGCUGUCUCCCGAUCAUCGUUCUCACCGUGCGUCUGUCCAAGUAUGUUCGACGAGCUAAGCCAACAGAGGGCAGCAGAUACAGCGACAUGCCGCCGACUGCAGACGCUUGAACUUUGGCGGGAAAUUAUUCUGGACUCGUUGGGACAUUUUAUUUUGUUUAAAAGGCAUUCAUGAAUUUUUUUUUUUUAAAUAUAGGAUCAUCCAAACGUUUUUAUGAAAUAACUGCCACCAUAAUUAUUUUGCCACAAUUAUGUUAAACUCUAAAUUAUUCAAACAACAAAGUACAGACAAAAGUGUUUUUUUUUUUAAUUCUCUUAAAUAUUUCAUUACUACAGAAGUCUAAUUUGCAAUCUUCCGAUUGAAAAUGUAUUGAUCAAUUUAAUGCUAAAAUUUAAAGAAGUCUGAAUGUUGGAUUAACCAAAAAUCAUGCAUAUUUAAAUUUAACUGAGAAUUUAAGUCAUUUAUGGCAAAAAAGCAGCAGCAGCACAGCAAAUUAUGAUCUGAUCUUCCACAAAAUACGCCUUAUUUCAUUCAAUAAAUCGAAUUUGUCAACUCUCUUGGUUAUUGAAUAUAAAACUUUGAACAGAACAGAACACUGUCAAAUAGUAGUAGGCCUAUGACAAAAUAUAGUGAUUACUUUGAGCAGCAAAACCAUUCAAAACGAAGAGUAAAUAAUGGACGGUAUGGAAAUUAGGAGGGGGACCACAACAUUUCUUGCAACUUCUUAUGCAAUAAAAUAACACAUAUUACUCGACAUUCA
Messenger RNA from Patiria miniata (bat star), 3254 nucleotides. RefSeq names its product prominin-1-like. The transcript has 24 exons. Gene Ontology annotation, cellular component: cell surface; apical plasma membrane; cilium. The record is from RefSeq and is a predicted model, not a curated record. NCBI's taxonomy places the organism in Eukaryota, Metazoa, Echinodermata, Asteroidea, Valvatida, Asterinidae. The coding region runs from base 1 to 2604 and encodes 867 amino acids. Gene Ontology annotation, molecular function: cholesterol binding.